Molecule: messenger RNA, 1705 nt
Organism: Momordica charantia (bitter melon)
Lineage: Eukaryota; Viridiplantae; Streptophyta; Magnoliopsida; Cucurbitales; Cucurbitaceae
Gene: GLIP5
Product: GDSL-motif lipase 5
Molecular function (GO): lipase activity
Source: RefSeq, a predicted model, not a curated record
UGUUAGCCUUCACAGAUCUUUGGAGAGGCUUCGCCAAUCUAUAAAGCUACAGCAAGAAUUUAUUAAGUUUUCUAUUAGAACUGCAAUAAGUUAAUAACCUUUGAUUGAAUCACGUUAGCUAGCUCCACAGUUAGACAAAUUCUUUAUUAGUCUCAAGAUCGUGCCAACUAAUUGUAGAUUUGUUAUAUCAUAAUCUCUUUGAAGAAUGUGAAUAAUUCAACCAGAUACCUCAAAAUUAUUGAGGCUUUACCUUCCAAUUUCCAAUGAUUUCAUUUUUCAAACGUAGCCGCAGGAACUUGACUUUUUCUCGACCAGAUAGUAAUUACAUCCAUCUAUGGGAAAACAACGUACACCCCAAUUUUCCUCUGUUUCUGAUCAAAACAUCACAUCAGAACUCUCUAAUAGGCUCCCACUUUGGCAUUAACAUUGAUUAAAAAAGAAAUCCAUUGUUUUCUUGCGACAGUAAGAGAAAUUGGGCAGUAACAAAGCCUUCUGCUGCUUACCAUAAUUCAUAUAUUAUCUUGUAACUGGCCGCUUAAGUUUAAUUGGUCUUCUCUGCCAUUAAUGGCGACUCAGAGAACUGGCCAUGGCCAACCAUUUUUGUUGUUUGUGAUCUUCUUUUUGACCUUCAUUUCCAGGCGUUGCUUUGUUGAAGUAAAAUCCCAUCCUCUGCCGGAAAAUCAUGCUGCUUUGUUCAUAUUUGGAGACUCUUUCUUGGACGCCGGCAACAAUAAUUACAUCAACACCACAACUCUUGACCAAGCUAACUUCUGGCCCUACGGCCAAACCCACUUCGGAUUCCCCACCGGAAGAUUUUCCGACGGUCGUUUGGUGUCUGACUUCAUCGCUGAAUUCGCCAAGCUGCCAUUGAUCCCACCUUUCCUUCAACCUGGUUUUAGUGAAUAUCAUAAUGGAGUCAACUUUGCGUCUGCUGGAGCAGGUGCUUUGUCUGAGACUUUUCAUGGGUCGGUGAUCGAACUCAAAGCACAGAUAAAGUACUUCAGAGAGGUAGUAGAGAUGGAGAUUAAACGGAAGUGGGGCAAAGCCAAAGGUGGAUUAAUAUUGUCAAAAGCUGUAUAUUUGUUUAGCAUAGGAACCAACGACUACAUGAGCCUCUUCUUAACCAAUUCCUCUCUACUCAAAUCCCACUCCAAAUCUCAAUAUGUUGAGCUGGUGAUUGGUAACUUGACAGCUUCCAUCAAACAAGUAUAUGAAAGUGGGGGCAGGAAAUUCGGAUUUAUGAACCUGCCGGCGAUGGGUUGCAGCCCAGGGCUGAGAGUGGUUGAUGGGGGGUGCUUGGAAGAGCUGUCAGCAUAUGCAAACAUACACAACCAGAGAUUGGUGAGGGUUCUUGAAGAGCUGGAGAAGCUGCUGAAGGGGUUCAAAUACUCAUUGUACGACUUCAGCAGCAGGCUGAGGCAGAGAAUGGAGAGGCCAUUGAAAUAUGGAUUGAAGGAAGGGAAGAAGGCAUGCUGCGGCACAGGGAGUUAUGGAGGAGUGUUCAGCUGUGGAGGAAGAAGAGGAGUGAAGGAGUUUGAAUUGUGUAGGAAUCCUGAUGAAUAUGUGUUUUGGGAUUCUUACCAUCUCACCGAGAAUCUCCACAAACAGCUUGCUCAUGAAAUGUGGACUGCCUCCUCACCCGAUUCCUGCAAUCCCCGUUAUUCUAUCGAGAAUCUCUUUCUAAUCUAACUCUUUUCACUCUCUG